AUGUCGCCAACUCAAGCUAUUCAUUUACCAAGUCCGCGCCAGAUUUUAAAUGAAAAUUACGAGCAAGCAUCGUCCACCAAUUCUCUAACUUAUCAUAACAACGGGUCUGAACUACUACACCUUCCAUGGUUUUCUAGUGAUCAUGCUGAAAGCACGCAGAUAGAAACAAGGAUUUUUCCUGAUGCACAAUUAAAAGCCCAUUCUAAUCAAUUAUCUAAAUGCAAAGACUCCCAAUACAUAGUGCCCAAGCCCGCUCUAAAUCGACCUCAUUCACCCUCACCUUUGUCGAUGGAAUCUCCGAUGUCGGA
Messenger RNA from Acaulospora morrowiae, 308 nucleotides. Lineage: Eukaryota; Fungi; Glomeromycota; Glomeromycetes; Diversisporales; Acaulosporaceae. The record is from the annotation of a GenBank genome assembly.